This is a messenger RNA of Laetiporus sulphureus 93-53, 1245 nucleotides long. RefSeq lists its product as uncharacterized. The annotation marks the transcript as partial. The transcript is spliced from 4 exons. The record is from RefSeq and is a predicted model, not a curated record. NCBI's taxonomy places the organism in Eukaryota, Fungi, Basidiomycota, Agaricomycetes, Polyporales, Laetiporaceae.
GAAUGGGAGGACGGUGAGCACACGACGUACAAGUGUAUCCAGGAGGCCGAGGUACCGUACACUGCAACGUGCCUGUACGGUGGCUAUGUAGGCGAGCAGAAGACGAAGGCUUGCGGCGAUCUGAAGCACGGGCGUCCCGUCCGGAGACAUUAUCGCAUCGUACUCAAGGAGCUUGGUCGACCAUUGGAUAGCUAUUCCAGUUCAGGUGAACUGAUUAUGGCGGGCUUUUGCGUGCUGAGAGCACACUGCGAGGCGUGGGAGAAGUGCGGCUUGCUACAACGGGACAUGAGUCCUUACAAUAUGGUCUUCGAUGAGGUUGAUCCCCGAGACCUUCCUAAGGAUGAACCCCGACGCAUCGAAGCUCUUCUGAUUGACUGGCAUCUUGCCAAGUCCAAAGACGAGCUUAAAAGUGGUGCGAAGCGAGGAACAUGGCAAUUUAUCUCCGCACGACUGCUCCGAAAUUCGACUGCGCAGAACGAGGUUUCGGAUGAUCUCGAGUCUGUCAUUCUCAUCAUAGAAUGGAUGUCAUUGAGGUUCCAUGACCAUCAGUGCGAGGUGGAUCGUGUAGGCUGGCUGAAAGAACAUGUCCUGAAGUUCUUUGAAUUUCGCGACUACGAUUUCGGCAAUCACCAUGUCGGCGGCGGAGAGAAAUACAAACAGUGGAUGUCCGCACACAACCACUACCUGGCACUCAAGGCUCGUGCACCUCAACCAGCUCCACCAGCCAAACCAACCUUCCAGCCAGAUUUCACUGCGGCGCUACCCAAAGAUCCCCGACCAAAUUCUAAGGCUAAGAGCCUUCCUGAGCCAGGUCCAUCUGCCACUGUGAAGACAACUGACGUGGGCAGCUUGUGUCUCGCCACGCAUGACGAGAUUCUCGCAACAUUUUGGGAAGCGAUGGACAGCCUAUCUCAAGGAUUUGUCCGUGACAAAGUCAGCGACAAGUUCGAAAGCAUUGGAAUGGCUACAGAGAGGCUCUCUCUGGUGGAGAAUGCGAAGCAAUCGAAACAGUCGAAGCAGUCGAAGAAGAAAACAACGAGCGAACAGCAGGAGAAAGGACUGUUGAGGAGGAGCGUUCGUCUUUCGGCGCAGGCGAGCGCUGCAGGAGAUCAGGCAGAGGGUUCGAGCAAGCCGGUGAAGCGCCGGUCAGACCAGAUGGAAGGGCUGGAGGGGAAGGACGGAGCGAAGCGACAGGCGACUGGAGUAACACGGAGAGGCUCGCAGCUCCACAACUCCGUAGCCUAG